Messenger RNA from Sorghum bicolor (sorghum), 1819 nucleotides. Its product is annotated as acetyl-CoA acetyltransferase, cytosolic 1-like. Gene Ontology annotation, molecular function: acetyl-CoA C-acetyltransferase activity. The transcript is spliced from 15 exons. Lineage: Eukaryota; Viridiplantae; Streptophyta; Magnoliopsida; Poales; Poaceae. Bases 206 to 1411 code for a protein of 401 amino acids. The record is from RefSeq and is a predicted model, not a curated record. Gene Ontology annotation, biological process: fatty acid beta-oxidation.
GGCCGAGCCCAACUGGUUCCCUGGAGCCUGCUUUGAAGCCUACAACUGAAGACUAGAAAUAACGGAUUGCGAUCUCCUCGUGCACUCCGCCAACCGCCGUCGCCACAGCCGCCCGCCCCGCCAGGCGCCACUGCCUCUCUCCAGGUGACUUAGGCAGGCUGUGAGGUCGCUCGGUGUUGCCGAAUAGUCCGGACCGCCGCCGGCCAUGGCAUCCAACGGCAUCGCCCCCAGAGAUGUAUGUGUUGUCGGUGUUGCACGCACCCCUAUGGGUGGUUUUCUUGGUGCCUUGUCUUCCUUGCCCGCAACAAAGCUUGGCUCUAUAGCAAUUGAAGCUGCUCUGAAAAGAGCAAAUGUGGAUGCGGCUCUCGUGCAGGAGGUCUUUUUCGGAAAUGUCUUGAGUGCUAAUUUGGGACAGGCUCCUGCAAGGCAAGCCGCUCUGGGUGCAGGGAUACCAAACACUGUUGUUUGCACCACUGUUAACAAAGUCUGCGCGUCUGGCAUGAAGGCUACUAUGUUCGCCGCACAGACAAUUCAGCUGGGUAUCAAUGAUAUUGUUGUUGCAGGUGGCAUGGAAAGCAUGUCCAAUGCCCCAAAGUACAUUGCUGAAGCUAGGAAAGGGUCUCGUUUUGGACAUGACACACUUGUUGAUGCCAUGCUUAAGGAUGGACUUUGGGAUGUAUACAAUGACUGUGCCAUGGGAAUGUGUGCUGAGCUUUGUGCUGACAAUCAUGCCCUCACAAGAGAAGACCAGGAUGCUUUUGCUAUCCAAAGCAACGAGCGUGGAAUUGCUGCUCGUGACAGUGGUGCUUUUGCAUGGGAGAUUGUUCCGAUUGAAGUUCCUGUCGGGAGGGGAAAACCACCUGUACUUAUUGAGAAAGAUGAAAGCCUGGAUAAGUUUGACCCAGCAAAACUGAAGAAACUCCGCCCAAGUUUCAAGGAGAAUGGUGGUACUGUUACAGCUGGAAAUGCUUCUAGUAUAAGUGAUGGGGCUGCUGCAUUAGUUUUGGUGAGUGGGCAGAAGGCUCAAGAGCUUGGCCUGCAAGUCCUUGCAAGGAUCAGAGGAUAUGCAGAUGCAGCUCAAGCUCCGGAACUUUUUACAACCACCCCAGCACUUGCGAUACCAAAGGCUAUAGCAAAUGCUGGAUUAGAGUCAUCCCAUGUUGAUUUUUAUGAGAUUAAUGAAGCAUUUUCGGCUGUUGCUCUUGCAAAUCAAAAGCUUCUUGGGAUUCCUUCAGAAAAGACUAAUGUUCAUGGAGGAGCUGUAUCUUUAGGGCAUCCUCUUGGGUGCAGUGGUGCUCGCAUUUUGGUCACCCUUCUUGGUGUUCUUAGGGUGAAGGGUGGCAAGAUCGGGGUUGCUGGAGUCUGUAACGGUGGAGGUGGAGCAUCAGCUCUUGUUGUUGAGCUCGCAUAAGAGAUAUUGAACUUCGCUAGACUCGAAACAGUGCUGCUGCUAUCUGCAUAAUUCAACCGAGCAUGAUUGAGCAAUCAUUCUGUCUUGCCGCUUCGGUCACCAUAGCAACAUGACGUCGCAGGCGCAAUCAUUCUAGCAAUUAGCACCAGCUCCCUGAGGCGGACCUUGUACUCUUACGUUGAUGUAUGUUUAGUGUUGUAGCUUGCUGAACAUUCUUAAGUUAAUUCAGCAAUAAAGCGUGGUGUGCUUCUGCUACCUGCAUCUGCAAUAAGAGAAAUGGAGCAGCCUCUGCUCAAUUCUAUCCAUCUGUACAUCCUAUUUGGAGGACUCCAUUGACGCUGUUUUAGAAGUUUGUGUGAACUGAAAUUCAUCUACUGAAACUUUGAAGAUGUUCUUUUUUCUUUGAAA